AUGGAGGACUGUAAAACCCUGGCGUAUAACAUCUUUACAGUAUGGCUCUCUGUGAUCAUCUUCAUUAUAAUGUUACCAUCUAUGGUUGGCAUUUCUUUGGGCAUCUCAGAGGUUUACAUGAAGAUCCUGGUUAAAACUCUAGAGUGGGCCACGUUGCGUAUUCAGAGAGGGAUUCGAGAACAAAAGAAGCUUCGAAUGGUUCCAUCCAAUGGCAUUAUACAGAGAGAUGAGUCUCCCAUGGAAGAAGAAAUUGUGGGUUUGCGGCAAAGCCGAAGCCAGUAUUUACAACGUGGGGAUUUUGAAUUAUCUGAUGCCUUUUACUUCUCCAAGAAAGGGUUUGAAGCUAUUGCGGAUGAUGAAGUCACCCAGAGAUUUUCCUCUGAAGAGCUGAUAUCUUGGAAUCUUCUAACAAGAACAAACUACAACUUUCAGUAUAUCAGCCUCCGACUCACAAUUGUUUGGGUGCUUGGAGUAUUUAUACGAUACUGCAUCCUUUUACCACUGCGGGUUACCUUAGCUACUAUUGGGAUCAGCUGGCUGGUCGUGGGAGCUACACUAGUUGGACAGCUGCCAAACGGCAGAGUGAAGAACUGGUUCAGUGAGAAGGUGCAUCUGGUUUGCUGUCGGAUUUGUGCAAGAGCUCUUUCCAGUGCAAUUCAGUAUCAUAACAAAGAAAACAGGCCCAAGAAAGGAGGGAUUUGUGUUGCCAACCACACAUCUCCAAUCGAUAUAAUUAUCUUGGCUAAUGAUGGCUGCUAUGCUAUGGUUGGACAGGUUCAUGGAGGACUUAUGGGAGUGAUCCAAAGAGCUAUGGCAAGAGCAUGUCCACAUGUGUGGUUUGAACGUUCUGAAAUGCGUGACCGCCACCUAGUGACCAAAAGGCUGCGCGCCCAUGCUUUGGAUAAGGAAAAACUACCAAUUCUCAUCUUCCCCGAAGGAACCUGUAUUAAUAACACUUCAGUUAUGAUGUUUAAAAAAGGAAGUUUUGAAAUAGGUGGUACAAUAUAUCCAGUAGCAAUAAAGUAUGACCCACAGUUUGGAGAUGCGUUUUGGAAUAGCAGUAAAUACAGCAUGGUAAGCUACCUGCUGAGAAUGAUGACAAGCUGGGCCAUCAAGUGUAAUGUGUGGUACCUGCCUCCUAUGACGAGAAAGGAGGGAGAAGAUGCUGUUCAGUUUGCCAACAGAGUUAAGUCUGCAAUUGCUAAACAAGGUGGACUAAUAGAGCUGCCAUGGGAUGGUGGACUAAAAAGAGACAAAGUAAAAGAUUCAUUCAAAGAGGAACAGCAGAAGAAUUAUAGCAAAAUAAUUGCAGGACCUAACAAUGUAUCCCAGAAAGAUAACUGA
Staurois parvus is the source of this 1344-nucleotide messenger RNA. The record is from the annotation of a GenBank genome assembly. Lineage: Eukaryota; Metazoa; Chordata; Amphibia; Anura; Ranidae.